AUGGCUCAGGCCAGUAGUUCCGCGGCUGUUCGUCGCGACCCCAGCGACUACAAUGCCGUCGUGAUGUUACACGACUAUGAGUACAACCCCAGCCAGGUCGCUCACACUGCAGCGAAUAACGCCGUCCCCCGAGAAUUCUUGACCUCCACUGGUCUUGCACGCUUGCUGAAGGGUGAGCACGGAUGGGCAGCCGAGAAGAUUCCCGAUGACAUGUGGUACCUCUGCCGGUUCGAGCGUGGCGAUGCCCCCGUCUGUUUCAUGGUCCCGAAGACAUAUCUCAGCAUUGGCGCGAAGCAGAAGGUUUUCACCUCACCUCACUUUCGCACCAAUACUGGGGCCAGAACAUGGAUUCGAAGAACAAUUCCCGCGACACCCUUCAUGCCAGAGCUGCAUCGAUUCACUACAGGAUGCGCCAUGGGCUCAAUCUGCAAGAACAAGAACAAGAGCGCCAACCAGGAUGCGGAGAUCAGGCUUGCCCCUGACUUGAAGUAUACAAUCUCUGAUGCUGUCAUCGAACAGACAGAAUUCAAGUUGCAGCAGAGCCUCCAGCUUUGGUUUGACAUAACUGCAGACCUCAGCCGAUAUCCACGACCCUGGGUCCGGGUACCUGAUGUUGGUCUCUACGACAACUUUGCGACGGCCUCAAGCCUCGCCAUGUACAUCGACUCGCAUGAUGAAGAGGCGGACGUUUGGACUGAGACGCAGAUCUUCUCAAUGGAUGUGCUUGGGCCGGUCAACAAGGACGGAAUCAACACACCCCAGGCAUGGCUCAAGUCAAUGAAGAUGAUCAUGCUUCUGGAAGGUAUACAGCUCGACUCAACCAGCGAACACUUCCCCCAAAGAGCCUACUCUGUUGCUUCGAUGCAGUAUGCCGAGUACGACCACCUUCAACAGACCCUCAGUUGGACCGACGUUACUCAUCCUCGGAAGACGAUCCCUAUACCCAAGCUCAUGAGCUUCGAGCGUAACGCAGAUCUCCUCAUCAGCAAGUUUCCCGAUCUUCCGAUUGGCAUGAGCCAGAGGCCUGACAGGAUCUAUCUUGGUUCGGCACGCAAGGCCUGCGAUUUCUGCGUCUGGAAUGCGAAACAGAUGUGGCAAAGCAAAUGCGAAGGAGAUACUCGAGCAUGCGAUCCUUGCAAGACAUAUCUGAACAGGCCUUGCACUUGGACGUUCGACAUGAGGGCUCUACCGGAGAGCACACUCGACAGACUGUUGUACCGUCGGGGCCAUGUAGUCGACGGCAAGUCUAUGGCACUUGCCCAGAGAACUAUACCCAAGCCGUCCGGUGGUGAGCGACUCAUGGAGAUCCUCAGUGAGCGAAGCGAAGGAGUCGAUUAG
Anthostomella pinea is the source of this 1338-nucleotide messenger RNA. Lineage: Eukaryota; Fungi; Ascomycota; Sordariomycetes; Xylariales; Xylariaceae. The record is from the annotation of a GenBank genome assembly.